AUGGAGCGGGUCAAUGAGACUGUGGUGAGAGAGUUCAUCUUCCUUGGCUUCUCAUCCCUGGCCAGGCUGCAGCAGCUGCUCUUCGUUAUCUUCCUGCUCCUCUACCUGUUCACUCUGGGCACCAAUGCAAUCAUCAUUUCCACUAUUGUCCUGGACAGGGCCCUUCAUAUCCCCAUGUACUUCUUCCUUGCCAUCCUCUCCUGCUCUGAGAUUUGCUACACCUUCGUCAUUGUACCCAAGAUGCUGGUUGACCUGCUGUCCCAGAAGAAGACCAUUUCUUUCCUGGGCUGUGCCAUCCAAAUGUUUUCCUUCCUCUUCCUUGGCUGCUCUCACUCCUUCCUGCUGGCAGUCAUGGGUUAUGAUCGUUACAUAGCCAUCUGUAACCCACUGCGCUACUCAGUGCUCAUGGGACAUGGGGUGUGUAUGGGACUAGUGGCUGCUGCCUGUGCCUGUGGCUUCACUGUUGCACAGAUCAUCACAUCCUUGGUAUUUCACCUGCCUUUUUAUUCCUCCAAUCAACUACAUCACUUCUUCUGUGACAUUGCUCCUGUCCUCAAGCUGGCAUCUCACCAUAACCACUUUAGUCAGAUUGUCAUCUUCAUGCUCUGUACAUUGGUCCUGGCUAUCCCCUUAUUGUUGAUCUUGGUGUCCUAUGUUCACAUCCUCUCUGCCAUACUUCAGUUUCCUUCCACACUGGGGACUCAGGAAGCUUCUAUCUCUAGGAUUUUUCUAGAUGUUUUCUGGACCUCAGUCUUCCAAAAUCAUCAGAUCACAAUUGUUAAAUGA
Molecule: messenger RNA, 786 nt
Organism: Pan troglodytes (chimpanzee)
Lineage: Eukaryota; Metazoa; Chordata; Mammalia; Primates; Hominidae
Gene: OR10K2
Product: olfactory receptor family 10 subfamily K member 2
Exons: 2
Coding region: 1-786 (261 amino acids)
Biological process (GO): G protein-coupled receptor signaling pathway
Cellular component (GO): membrane
Molecular function (GO): olfactory receptor activity; G protein-coupled receptor activity
Source: RefSeq, a predicted model, not a curated record